Molecule: messenger RNA, 750 nt
Organism: Schistosoma margrebowiei
Lineage: Eukaryota; Metazoa; Platyhelminthes; Trematoda; Strigeidida; Schistosomatidae
Source: the annotation of a GenBank genome assembly
CAACAAUAACCCGCUCGUUUUAGUGUUUCCAAUCGUAACCUUGAGUCCUCCUUCCCCUCUUAUCAUACAUGUCGUUCGACUACGAAUCUGCUCUUUCUUCACGAGAAUCGGAUGGGGUAGACAAGGAAUUGCAGACAUUCAUACAAACGAUACAACAAAGAGCGGAGUUUCAGAAUCAUGUCAAUCAUCUGACUUCUGUGUGUUGGGAUAAGUGUGCUGUUGGAUACCCGUCUUCGAAAAUGGAUGCGAAAAAAGCAAAUUGUAUCGAAAACUGUACAGAACGUUACUUGGACGUUUCAAUGCUUCUUCGUAGUAGGUUUCAAUCUAUGUUGGCGAAUUUGCAACAGUAACAUGCUUUAACAAGUGAAAUACUUUGCUUGUGAUCAUAUUUGGACUCAUGUACAUAGUGUAGUAAAUGUCUUUAUUUUCUUCUAACCAGAAACCUUGUUUGUGUACUUAAUUGCACUGGUCAUGCAGACAUUUGCUCAUAUGUUUAAUUGUAAAAUCUAGUUAUUAACUCAUGUUUUACUUUUCUAUAUAAACGAAAGUUUAUCUGAUAAAAUUAUUCCUGUUUUUGUACUUCAACAUGGUGAUUCCAUUAAGCUUGUAGAGGAUCUACCUGAGGUGCUUAGAUACACUUGUACAACUUGAAACAAGAAAAUAUUGGGUCUUAUUUAAUUCGUUUCUAGUUUUCUAUACCAGCUGGUAAAACACACCAGGAAGACCUCAACUAGACAUUUAAAUACCGGC